AUGCCACCAUCGGAAAAUAGAGCAAUUCAGGCAUUCGUUUAUCAAUGUCAUAUCAUUAGUGGUAUCGGGGGCCCCACGGAUAGAAUUUCUUGGCUGCUCAACAUAAUCCUAAAUCAGCUGCUCAGAUAUGUCCCUGCCCACCUCAGCAGUUCUAGCAACUUCCUAAAACAUCUCCGCAGUACCUCACUUGAGCGUGAAUGUGUAGUAGAGACCUUUGACGUUACGUCACUCUAUACGAACGUUUCAAACGAUGUAGCGAUGCAGGCUGUUCACGAACUGCUCACGCAGCGCCAGGCUUCUUUGAACAUGUAUGGAUUCAGCAUCAGGCAGAUCAUGACAUUGAUAAACGAAUGCCUGAAUUGCUCUAUUUUCCGAUGGUCGGGACAGUACUACCGACAACUUAGAGGCCUAGCUAUGGGACAAAGGCUGGCACCCACUCUCGCCAUUGUUUUCAUGGCCAAGAUCGAAAAGCCUAUAAUAGACCGCAAACCACUGCUGUAUUAUCGUUACAUAGAUGAUUGCUGCGUCGUCUGCUCAACCCAAGCAGAACUAGACGCGUGCUUCAAUCUUCUCAAUCAGCAGUGUCCGCACAUUAAGUUCACAAGGGAGAGACCGAUAGACAACUGGUUGGCUUUCCUGAAUGUGCACAUUUACUUGCGGAAUGAGAUAUGUAAGACUAAGUGGUACCGGAAACCCAGUAGUAAAAACAUCUUAAUCCACUAUCCUUCAGCGCAUCCCAGCAAAAUGAAAAAAUCUGUUAUAGGUAACAUGUACAGAACGGCGGCAAGAGUCUCAUCGAGUAGCCAGGAAAAAGCAUGGUCUAUAAAUGUGGCCGAUAAAGUAGCAAUGUCCAAUGGGUACCCAGCUGGAGAUGGUGCUACCCGACAAGCACGGUAUCCCUCUCGAAGACCCAACGUAGUGGAUGGCCCAGAGAAGAUCCCUUUCUGUUUACCUUAUAUAUCUGAUGAUAUGAGCAGAGCAGUACGGGGCUGUCUACGAAAAGCGGGUCUAAAGAAUGACGUGAGGGUUGUGGAAAUACCUCCAGCAAACCUCAAGGGGAAGCUGGUACGUAACCGUGUGUAUGAUCGACUCUGCACAACUCCCAGCUGCGUGGUUUGCCCGUAUGGCAGAGAGGGUGAUUGCAUGAUAUCGGGAGUGGUGUAUCGUAUCACGUGCAGGUUGUGCGGUGACGAUUAUAUUGGGGAAACGGGACGCCCAUUGUGUAUUAGGGUCAAGGAGCAUCUAGAUGGACUCGCAAAAUCAAAAACCUUCACCCCACUUGGAGCACACCGUAGAAUAUGUCAUCCAAACUCCGAAGUAGAGGUAGAAGUUCGUAUAUUAUCUUACGAGUCCGAAAUCACAGCACGCAGAACGCUAGAGGCCUUUUGGAUAACCGCCAAAAGUCCAAAAAUGAACAAGAAGGAUGAGUGCAUUGCGAUCACAAACGAGUUAUCCCCGUAUCAAGACUUAUGCGGGUUUUGA
Molecule: messenger RNA, 1482 nt
Organism: Necator americanus (New World hookworm)
Lineage: Eukaryota; Metazoa; Nematoda; Chromadorea; Rhabditida; Ancylostomatidae
Exons: 1
Coding region: 1-1482 (493 amino acids)
Source: RefSeq, a predicted model, not a curated record